GUUUAUGGACUGGCACAUUGCAGGCAAGCGGCACAAGAGCCGAGUAAGAGAUCGUCAAGGCAUGCAGAUGAGGUAGUCGGUGAAUCCAAUGAACUGCAAAGCAUCUCCCAACAUGGGGCAGGGAGAGACUGGCAGUGUCACCCCCUGGUUUGCUAACCAUGUGUACAGCCGCUACUGGCAGCACUACCAGCAGGCUAUGGCCUGGCACCAGAGACACAGGCGUGCCUACCAGAAAGCCUUGGAGGCAGCCUAUGGCCCUGGCUACUAUCACAACCAGUACGCCAGCACGCGCAACCGUUACGCUGACUGGGACGAUUCGGAGAGAGAGGACGCAGAGAUGGGAGGGCCUGCUGCUGCAGACAGGGACGACCAAGAUGGAGAAGAUAUGGAUGAGGACAGCAGCUCAGACAGUGAGAUCGAGUGUGAUGUCAACAACAUGGAGAUCACCGAGGAGCUGAGGCAGUUCUUUGCCCAGACAGCGAGACACAAAGAAGAGCUGAAGAGGCAGCAAGAGAUGGAGGCGGAGCAGCAGGACAGCUACAUACCCGCUGACCAAGACAUGCACCGGGUUUCCUGGCAAAGCACCGGGGCGCCCCCCUUGGAGCGGCCCGGCGAGAGGCGCAGGGCCGAGAUGAAGAAGCUGUAUGGCGAAGACGCGGCCAAGAUCCAGGGCAUGGAGACGGCCAUGCAGCUGACCUUUGACAGGAAAUGUGACCGCUUGCAGCCCAAGUACUGGCCUGUCAUCCCUCUGAAACUGUAGCACCUUCUGGAAGGACAUGUUUCACUUUGGAUGAUAGAUAGUAAUGGUGAUAGCCAGAAAACAAUGGGAAUGUCAAAUACAGGGGCAGCUACAGAAAAUCACUCCUGGAGCAAGGAGCACACUCACUUAACUUACCUAAGGACACGCAAGUUGGAUGUGAACAGAUAAGUGUAAUUGCUUUCGGAUCUAUCUGGAUAAGGACACUUCCCAGCCAUUUAGUUUUAGAUGAUAUAGCAGGUGGGGGGUUUAGUUUCCUUUGUAAUACACUGCUAAGAUCAGCGUGCAGUUCUGAACUAUGAUCAGGAGAUAGCGCUGUCAGACAAUCGUAACUCCUUCCUCCAUUGUCUUUGAUUCAGCAACACCUCUGUUCCUUAACAAAAACGAAACGUGCAAGAGCACAAGCAAAAUUUGGGUCAGGUUUUGGGGUCAGAAGUACAGUAGAAAUGUCCCCGUGAGGGAUGUAAAUGAAUUCGCUGAACAUUUGCCCCCCCCCCCCCCCGAGUACUUUCCUCCUGAUCUGUUUUCUGUUUACCCUCUAGGUUGACAACAUUUCAUGCUUUGGUAGCUGUCCUCUUAUGCCUGUCAGGUUAGUUUAGCCACAACGACGGGGCUUGUUUUUUUUAUUUUUUACCUCCAUUAUAAAAUGUGCCUGCCUGGCUGCUGCUGCAACUCCACAUUGUAGCAUGCAUGAUGGAUGAACUGUUGUCACUCUAUACGCUACCUUUUUGGUUUUUAAGCUCAAAGCAACCCCCCCAAAUGUUAACAUGAUGGAUAUUGACCACUGUAUAUCAUCCUGUCUUCGACACAGAACUUAUACACCCUUUCUGUUUUUACAUUUUGUCAUAUUUGUUAUGGUCUCUAAUAAAGUUUACCUACUUUCCGAGUGGUCACCGCCAA
Lampris incognitus (smalleye Pacific opah) is the source of this 1657-nucleotide messenger RNA. RefSeq names its product gem (nuclear organelle) associated protein 8 (gene gemin8). Gene Ontology annotation, biological process: spliceosomal snRNP assembly. Lineage: Eukaryota; Metazoa; Chordata; Actinopteri; Lampriformes; Lampridae. Bases 89 to 760 code for a protein of 223 amino acids. Gene Ontology annotation, cellular component: SMN complex. The record is from RefSeq and is a predicted model, not a curated record. The transcript has 4 exons.